AUGGAAAAGAAGAAGGAGGACAGACCUUACAAGUGCACGAUGUGCGAUAAGGCCUUCCACAGGCUAGAGCAUCAGACGAGGCACAUCAGAACCCACACGGGUGAAAAGCCCCACCCUUGCACGUUUCCAGGUUGCAAUAAACGUUUCUCUCGUUCAGACGAGUUGACGAGACACUUGAGGAUCCAUAACAAUCCGGCGGGUCGAAAGAGACCCAAUAAGUACCGCCAGGCCGACCCCAAGGAGCAAUCUUCCAUGAACGGUGUCCCUAUGGCAUCUGUUCCGGUCGGAUACGAUGGCCAGCAGCCUCAGUACUACCCUCCAGGCGCCUACCCAGUUUACUUUGUUCAGCCGGGAAUGCAGCCUAUCCAGGGCAUCCAGCAGUUCCCGCAAGUUCAGGGCCACUAUGCUGUGCCUCCGGGACAAGCAAUCGCUGUUCCAGUUUCCUACGAAGAUGGACAAUACGUCGCUCAGCAUGUUCCACAAGGCGUGCCAACGCAAUCUUCUCCACAAUAUGGCCAGAAGAGCAUGGCCCAGAUAGCAAAGCCUUUAGCCUCUCGCUUUGGUGGCCAGGCGUUGUCUCCUUCGACCGGCUCACUCGGGAAGACCAGCAGUCUGGUGUCCAUCGGCUCUGCUGCUAAUACUUCACAAGUGUUUAGCAACUCUAACACAGGCUCCCUGCCCAACUCAUCCGCUGCAUCGUCCACGAAUUCUCCCGAAACCGCCAAGUCAGUCAAUCCUUUGAAGCCCGUGUCUCAGCAGAAUCAAACGCCCUCGUUCUCAAACCUCAACGAUUACUUCCACAGGCUGCGUGCUUUCGGCUCCAACAGCUCGCUCAACAAACUCAAGACUAGCAGCUCGCUGGGUAAUUUGGGAAACUUGAGCAGCUCGCUCUCUUCUUUCCAAAGAAUGACCCCUCUCAAGGUGACCUCGCCCUCGGCCCUGCUCCAGCUGGGAAUCAAGAAGCCAUCUUCUUCGACGCAACUCAACCUCGAGUUCACACAGCCCGUCAAGAAGUCUAGGCCAAACUCCCCAACCGGGUCGGCAGUGAACUUGUACAUGACUCCAAGUGUGGACAGAAGCUUUACGAAUUCUCCACCCAGGCCUCACUCUGCCACUACAACCCGUACGGGUAACCCUGCUUUCAUAAUCUCUCCAAACGAGACUCCACUUCAGACGCCGUCUCACUCCCCUCCACUACAAGCACAGAACUUGCCAGAGAAGGGUUUGAACUCGACGUACUUGUUUAGCGAGUUGGAGAAGCAGAAGCAGAAGGCAUCUGAGAGUAUAGCCGACAGUGGCACGACGCUUCCACCGAUCAGGUCGGUGUUCAAUUUCUCAAAGCAAGAUGGGUUGCAGCCUCUUCAUGUUCGGAAGGAAUAA
Molecule: messenger RNA, 1380 nt
Organism: Candidozyma duobushaemuli
Lineage: Eukaryota; Fungi; Ascomycota; Pichiomycetes; Serinales; Metschnikowiaceae
Gene: MIG1
Product: transcription factor
Exons: 2
Coding region: 1-1380 (459 amino acids)
Cellular component (GO): cytoplasm; nucleus
Molecular function (GO): RNA polymerase II cis-regulatory region sequence-specific DNA binding
Source: RefSeq, a predicted model, not a curated record